This is a messenger RNA of Dendronephthya gigantea, 1567 nucleotides long. RefSeq names its product major facilitator superfamily domain-containing protein 6-like. Gene Ontology annotation, cellular component: membrane. The record is from RefSeq and is a predicted model, not a curated record. Bases 66 to 1505 code for a protein of 479 amino acids. The transcript has 2 exons. Lineage: Eukaryota; Metazoa; Cnidaria; Anthozoa; Malacalcyonacea; Nephtheidae.
CGCGCGACGAACGUAAAGUAAUAAUUUCACGUGUCGCUGAUAAUUGUUAAGAUCAAGUUGGUGAUAUGGCAAAUAUAUCGAUCAAAUCCGUCGCUUUGAAAUGGUUCUAUUUUACCUGUCUUGGUGGAAUGGUGCUUUACUCAGAAUUCUGCCAUCUCGCGUUCAAACGAUAUGGAUUGACUCCAGAACAAAUCGGAUUCACAACUCUCAUGGGUGUUCAACAUUUCCUGCUUCCGUUUAUUCUUCUAGUCGCUGACAAAUUUCGGGCAAGAAAGCCGGCGGUUUUAGCAGGAACGAUUGUUCUGGUGUUGGCUUGCUUACUUGCAUACUCGCCUAUGAUAAUAUCACCUACGUGUUUUUACUCGCCCAAGUUGUCAUCCAAUAACUCGAAUGACUUGAUGUCCAUACCACAACACGGUCAAUUGGCCAACGGCUCCGUAAAUAUAUCAAGUUCAAAUGAUACCUAUGUUUCAACCAGCGGAUUACAAUUUCAAGAAUCGCCACCAAUACAACAUGUACCUUGGCUAAGUACACUCUUUAUUUUUAUGGUUGCAUCAAGAUUGAUAACAAUAAUGCUUGAGAGUCUGAUAAUUUGCUUGGCAAAUCUAGCGGUGGUUGCAUAUCUCAAGGAAAAGCGUUCAGAUUACGGAGAAUAUUUCAUGUGGAGCCAUAUUGGCGGGGGCGUUGCAAUUUUCGGGGUGGCUCUGCUCGCUUGGGCUGUCAGAAUAGAGUUCUGUGGAAUUAAAGGCUAUGGUUAUAAUUUAAUGUUUAUAGCCGUGGGUUGUAUGGCGUUAUUGUCAAUGAUGUCUCUACCGUGGUUGACAUUUGAAUACGAAGAAACAAAAACUAUAAACUGGAGAGAAUUAAAAUCAACUUUGUUCAAUUUUCACUACGUUUUCAUGUUUUUCGUGCUAUGGUACUGUGGUGCGUGUAUUUCUUUUCAAAUAAACUGGGAGUUUUGGUACCUGGACAAAUUAACAGCAAGUCCAUUAUUGAUGGGCGGAGUUGCCUUGAUUCGAAGACCACUGUUGGCACUUUCAGCCUACAUGUCUGUUCAUCUCUUAAAAUAUAUCGGGGAAAUGAAGACGAUUUGUGUGGCUUUGCUGUCCUAUUCAAUGUCAUUUUUUGCUCUAUCCUUCACGAGGAUACCCUGGUUUGUUCUUGGUAUCGAUAUUUUCCAGGUGUUAGCUUAUGGCCUGAGCUACUGUGCGUUUACGGUGCAUUUCUCAAAAGCUGGAUCGAAACAAUUGUCAGGUGUCAUUCUUGGUAUGGUGGAGACAAGUUUUUCCAUUGGAAUUGAUGCUGGUACGACAGUCAUUGGAGUACUGUUCAACGCUUUGGGGACCCGAAUCACUUUAAUGAUCUUUUCCUUAUCCUCGUUCCUAAUUUUUAUUGCUUUGCUAUUGUAUAUCAUUUUUUCAAAACAUGUGGAGGACGAUUAUGAAGAACUUAGUCAAGAAGACAGCGCUAAUAAGUACGAUGAUCCUGAAGAUAAUCAUGAAUAAUUGUAAUAGAUCUAUUCUUGAAUCACUAUUCUCUAGUUUGCUAGAAGGGGGCUUUGGUUAUU